GAACCGCACUGAGGGAAGGCUGAGGAGGAGGAACCGCUGGCGCUGAGGGAGGGAGACCGAGUCGGAGACGGAGUCACGGAGGAGAAUUCUUAGUUCUUUUAGUCUCAGUGUUGUUGGUGGAGGUGGAAGGUGUUGAACGUAUGUGUGUUCAUUCUCAAUUACCAUUGAGUGUUUCUUGUAAUUUCAGCUCCAUAAGAAAACUCAAGUUUUUAGCUCUACAAAACCAGCCAGUGCUUGUGUCAGCCAUAGACUGGGAGGUCACGUGACUCCGAUGAUCCAAAAAGUGCGCGGAGUUCGCGGAGUUCAGUCAGUGGACGUGAAAUAAUAAUAUUAGUAAUAUAAAAUCCCAUAAUAGACUCAAGAAACAAGAGACAAAGGCAAUGAAAGUGGAAAAAUAAGACGAUUUGAAACGCUAAAAUCACAAAAUGAAUCUCAACAGAACUUGAGUGACUCUAGAGAUCAAAGAAACCAAACUAGGCUUAAACAGAACUAGACUAAGGUAGACUUAAACCGAAGGAAAGCGGAUGCAUAUAGACAACACAGGUUAAUAAUGAGCAGCCACUAUAAGAUAUACUGCUAGGAUACUGAAUUCCUGAAGUAGGAGGAUUCCAACAUGGGAAUUUCGAGAGGCAGUGUACUCUGGGGGGCUCUGGCCGUCAGCUUCCUGAGUGCCGUUGGCGGGAGAAUCCUCUGCUAUAACGGAGGACACUGUAUCUACAACUUAUGCAUCUGUACGGGUGGAUUUUACGGCGUGCAGUGUCAGUAUGAUCGGAACGAGUGUUCGGUAAACAACGGUGGGUGCAGCCACGAAUGCAGGAACACCUUCGGAUCUUUCAUUUGUUGCUGCCCGCCUGGGUUUAAAUUGAUGCCAGACAAACUCACUUGCAAAGACGUGGAUGAAUGCGGGAAUCACAACGGUGGUUGCUCUCAUCGCUGCGUCAACACAGAGGGGUCCUACGAAUGCAGAUGUGACUCUGAACAGCGCCUUCUGCCGGACAAUAGGACGUGUAUAGGUCGAGUGCCGCACGCCAGGUCAAAGUGCCAAACCAGGAACGGAGGAUGCCAGCACAUCUGUACCGAGUCAGGUCACCGGGUCACGUGUUCGUGUAGGCCUGGUUUUCAGUUAGCCCCGGACAAGAAGAGCUGCGUAGCGGAGGAAAAAAAGAAUCCCUGCGAACUGGACAACGGCGGAUGCCACGACAGGUGUGAGGUCGUGGAAGGACGUGUCAAGUGCUCCUGCAGGAGCGGCUAUACCCUCGCCGAGGAUAAGUCUACUUGCGAGGACGUGGACGAGUGCCAGGAGAGUCCUAACGUCUGCACUCGUGAGUGCCACAACACCUGGGGUUCCUACGAGUGCCGGUGUCCCGCGGGAUACGACCUGGGAGCCGAUGGGAAGUCCUGUUCUCCCAUCUCAGAAGUGAACACCCCUGACUCUUGCUCAGGCAACAAUGGAGGAUGCCAGCACAUUUGCAAUCAAGGUCCUACAGGUCCCAUUUGCAGCUGCCAUGUUGGUUAUCGCCUCAGGGAAGAUGGCAGGUCUUGCGAGGACACAAACGAGUGCCAGGAAAGGACUCACAGGUGCCAACAAGACUGUGUCAACACCGAUUCAGGCUACGCGUGCUCUUGUAACCCUGGGUUCACUCUCAGUUCAGACGGGUUCUCUUGCACAGACAUCGACGAGUGCCGCACUGGGAUCUGUGAACACUUCUGCCAGAACGUGCAGGGGUCGUACAUUUGCUCCUGUCGACGAGGAUACGUUCUCGAGGAUACUACUAGAUGCCGUGCUGUCAGCACUGACUACUACGUCCCAGGACGUACCCGAAGUGGCGCUCGACCGUCGACCCCGAGACCGACCAUCAGUCGAGUGGAAGACGACCUUAUGGUCAUUGAGAAUGACCUGUCCGUCUUGGAAAAUGAUUUAGGCCGAAUUGGACCUGGGUGGAGGACAGAUAAAGGGAAGAAAUGGGGCUUAGAAGAGGAAGAACAGAGGAGGUACUGGGGUGAAGACAGUCACACGGGACCUAAAGUGGGUACGAGGUACGAUGUGGAAAGGAAUCUCCAGAUUGAUGAAAGAAGAAGAUGGGAGAACACUUAUGGCGGGGGAGGGAGGACAGACAGUGACAGAGGAGGGGGGAGGAGGGGGAGGGGAGGAGAGUGGGGAAGAGGGGGAGGAGGAGGAGAGGGAGGAAGCAGAAGAGGAGGAGGUACAGACGAAUACUGGACGGUUGAGGAAAACAGAAACAGGGUAAUAGAGGAGAAUGAAUAUUGGGGAGGAGGAGGGAGAGGAAGAAAACAGGGAGAAGAUAGAGUAGAAUGGCGAGGAGGAGGAGGAGGAGGAAGAACAGAUGAAGACCGAAUUAGAGGUGCAGGAGAAGAUGAAGGAAGAGGCAGGGGUGGGGAACAUGACAGAAAGGGCACAGGAAAAGGCAGAGGAGAUGAUAGGAGGGUAUCUGGUGGUGGAGAAGAGAGAGAACGAGAAAGGGACAGAGAAAGAGGGAGAGAGAGGGAGAGACCAGGCACCUAUGGCGAAACGAUUGAUGAAAUCUACACUAAAGUAAAUGAAAACGACAUUCAGUAUCCGGACCGAUUCGACACUACCUUCAAAAGAGUUGACGAAAAGACCUCCUGGAAGGAGAGAGAAGACAAGUACCCUUACCCUGGUUAUGGAGGGUAUGACGAAGAUGCAGGCUCGGGUGAUAGGACCAUCCCACCCGGAGGUGGACGCAAGAGACCAGUGAUUUCUCAAGAGGAGAAUAUUUUGGAAACCAGGGAAGAGGAGGAGAUAUACCGUGGCGUUGGCUCCACGCCAACUGUCUGGGAAGAGGAGAAUCGUUGGGAAGGAAGCGGGACUGGGGUCUUUUACCCAACGCCCACGCGACCAUCUGGAGAAGGUACCGGGAGGGACAUUAGUGGAGGCAGAGGGACUGGGGGCUUUUACCCAACGCCCACGCGACCGUCUGGGGAGGGUACCGGGAGAGACACUGGUGGAGGCAGAGGGACUGGGGCCUUUUAUCCAACACCCACGCGACCGUCUGGAGAAGGUACUGGGAGGGACACUGGUGGAGGCAGAGGAACUGGGGGCUUUUAUCCAGCGCCCACGCGACCAUCCAGAGAAGGUACCGGCAGGGAAAUAGGAGGUGGACGGAAGGUUGGUACGACAAAAACGCCUGGUAGGCCACGCGCAGGUGCAGGAGAAGAUGACCAGUGGGGAACUCAUGGAAGGCCUCCUUACCCAACACCUAGAAUCCCAGGGAGAAAGGAAGACGAUAAAGUAACGACAAGAGAAGAGGAGACCUGGAGAAUCAAGGAAGACAGGCACUGGACAAAAGAAGGGGAUAAGCGAUGGAGAUGGGACGAGGAAGAGACUACCAAGGUUCUGGAGGAGGAUCAGAAGAACCUGGUCACUACUCCAGAGCACUCUAAUGUCGGUAAAGGGCAUACCAGAUGCCCAAACGGAUACGUUGGAGAAAGUUGCACAAUUCGAUGUGAGGACUGUCUUGGUAGCUGCAGCGAUGACGGCUGUGUGUGCCCACCCGGAACGACUGGCCAGUUUUGCCAAGAAUCUUGCCCUCCAGGCUUCUACGGUGAAAACUGUAACAAGAUAUGCUUAUGCGAAAAUGGUGGGACUUGUGACGCAGCUACAGGGAAUUGUUCCUGCCCACCAGGUGUCUCUGGAGUUUACUGUGAAAAUGGCUGUCCUGCUGGAUUUUACGGCAUCACCUGCCGCAAGAAAUGCCCGUUCAAGUGUCCUUCGAUGCGUUGCAACAGACACUUCGGGUUCUGCGAGUGCAACGCCGGUCGAUACGGCCAGCUGUGCAACUUGCCAUGCCCUGACAUGACCUGGGGCAUGAACUGUCGUCACCAGUGCCACUGCGAGCAGAAAACGACAGUGCGGUGCAUCCCUGAGAACGGAACUUGCGAAUGCGUUCCCGGAUACCACGGCGGCGACUGCUCCGCGGAAUGCCCGAGGGGCACUUGGGGGUACGGCUGCAAGGAGACGUGCAACUGCGAGGAGGGAGCGACGUGCCACUCGACCAAUGGCACGUGCAAGCACGACUGCCCUCCUGGUUUCACGGGACCUGACUGUAGCGCUGCCUGUGAGACAGGAACUUACGGCAUAGGCUGCAAGGAAAAGUGUCGCUGUGGCCUGCAGCCCUGUGACCCAGUGACCGGUUCAUGCCACUGCCCACCAGGCACUCAUGGACCGAACUGUGUUGACCGUUGCGAGGAAGGUUCUUGGGGUGAGAGCUGUCGAGAAAAGUGCCAGUGUCCAGGGAACGCUACUUGUGACAGGAUCACGGGCAAGUGCCGCUGUCCCUCAGGGUACAUGGGUCCAGAGUGCCAAAAGGGGUGUGGCCCGGGUAGAUGGGGUACGGACUGUCGGCGCCUUUGUAGAUGCCUAAAUGGAGCUUCUUGCAACGCGAUAAGCGGGAGGUGCGAGUGCAAAGCAGGUUACACGGGGGAGCACUGUGGGCAGCUGUGCCCACCAGGUAGACAUGGCCCCGAUUGCGUCAACGUCUGCGACUGCCCAGACGGAGGUCACUGCCACAGGGUCACUGGGAAGUGCCAAUGCCCACCGGGGCUGGGCGGACCCAACUGUAACGAGCCUUGCCCAGAGGGGACUUACGGUCCAGGAUGCAUUAUGAAAUGCAGUUGUGCUAACGCUGCCAAUUGCGAUGCCACGUCGGGUGCAUGCGUGUGUCAGCCAGGCUGGCAUGGAACGCUUUGUGACCGCCCCUGUCCCGCCGGGUUUUGGGGGAAGGACUGCAUCCGACGGUGUGACUGUGACGAAGGGGCUGUGUGCAACCCCAUCACUGGGGAUUGCAUCUGCAAACCAGGCAAAGAUAAGAAAUAUUGUUCGAGAGUCUGUCCGCCUGACCGCUGGGGGAUCAAUUGCGAAAACACUUGUCUCUGCCUCAAUUCGGGCACCUGCAACAGAGAGACCGGUGCAUGCGAGUGCGCGCCUGGCUACACGGGUCCCAGAUGCCAUGACAGGUGUCCGUCGGGAACCUACGGUGCUAACUGCUUGUAUAACUGCAUGUGCCUGAACGGCGGGACCUGCCAGCACGAGACGGGGGCGUGCGUCUGCCCGUCUGGUUUCAAGGGCGUCUUCUGCGAAGAAGGUUGUGGUGACGGAAAAUUCGGACCGAGUUGUAUUUUGGACUGUAAAUGCGAGAAUGGUGGCCGGUGCGACGCGGUGACCGGAUCCUGCGAUUGUGCCCCUGGGUGGGAAGGAGAGAACUGCGAGGAGCCCUGCCCUCGGGGCUUCUGGGGUCAAGAGUGCAAAGAGGUCUGUAGGUGCGUCAACGGAGGAACCUGCGACGCAAUGACGGGAGAGUGCCAGUGCCCAGAUGGUUUCACAGGAGAGCAGUGCCAAUACAUAUGCCCUCGAGGAUACUAUGGCCAAGAUUGCAGUGAGUACUGUAGGUGUGAGAAUGGUCAGCCCUGUGACCACAUUACUGGUGCUUGUUCGUGCCCACCAGGCCGUCGGGGGCACCAGUGCCACUUGUACUGCGAGGAAGGUUUCUGGGGCAAAGAUUGCAGAAUGAGAUGUGAGUGCGAAGGAACCUCUGUUUGUGACCCGGAAACAGGUGAUUGCAUCUGCCCUCCUGGGUUCCGGGGGCGUAAGUGCAGAAGGCAGUGCCAGCCUGGGUAUUACGGAGUCAACUGUAAAAAGAAGUGCCAGUGUUCCAAUAACGAAAAAUGUGACCCAGUGACUGGCCAGUGCCACUGUGAGCCAGGGACUUAUGGGCCAACUUGUUCUCUCACCUGUCCCAGUGGUACCUUUGAUGAGCAUUGUAACCAGACAUGCGAGUGUCUCCACGGCGGCGUCUGCAGCAGAUCAGGAGAGUGCAACUGUCCCGCAGGAUAUACAGGACCCAAGUGCGAGAACCCUUGUUCGCCCAACACGUGGGGACUGCGCUGUGCAAAUAGGUGCGAGUGCAAGAACGACGCCAUUUGCCACCCAGCAAAUGGCGUAUGCCAGUGUGGACUUGGAUGGACCGGCCCAAACUGUGACGAGCCCUGCGAAGCGAACCGUUAUGGUCCGGACUGCAAAUAUGACUGCGACUGUCACCUGAACGGGACCUGUGACCGGUUCACCGGUUGUUGCGAGUGUGGACCAGGCCGUUACGGAAGAUACUGCGAAUUCGCUUGUCCUCCUGGGUUUUAUGGAAACUACUGCAGCAGCAUCUGCCAGUGUGAAAAUGAGGCGACUUGCGAUGCCCACACUGGUGAAUGCCAAUGUGCCCCAGGUUUUACUGGCGAGGACUGUUCCAUUAGCUGCCCACCUGGAACCUAUGGGAAGGAUUGCCAAGAGGAGUGCGAAUGCGACCCUUACCCCUGUCGCAGGGACACUGGGGAGUGCCUGUGCCCUGCUGGUUUCACAGGACCAAAUUGCGCCACUGCGUGUAGCCAAGGGAGGUAUGGUCCUGACUGCAAAGAAAUCUGUCGGUGCCACAAUGGAGGAAGCUGUAACCCAGCCAAUGGGCAUUGUACUUGUGGCCCUGGAUGGCUGGGGCCCACGUGUCAGGAGAAAGAUGCUUUCACGACGCAUCCUGACCACAGGGACAGGGCUGACAUCCCCGUGGAGGAGAGCUGAGCGCAGCAAUAUUGCAAGUUGCACAAGAACGAUUCAAUACGCACAAUGAAGCACAAUGUGGUCUGCAUUCGCCAUCUUGACGAGAUCUGUAUGUGGAAGGAUAAAAAA
Molecule: messenger RNA, 6709 nt
Organism: Macrobrachium nipponense
Lineage: Eukaryota; Metazoa; Arthropoda; Malacostraca; Decapoda; Palaemonidae
Product: multiple epidermal growth factor-like domains protein 6
Exons: 33
Coding region: 614-6601 (1995 amino acids)
Molecular function (GO): calcium ion binding
Source: RefSeq, a predicted model, not a curated record